UUUACAGAUGGGCCAGCGGAUAAUUUUUCAAUGAGUAUACCGGCUCUUUAUAGUCAUAUGGCCAGAUUUACAGCAGUUAUGCUCAUGCUUCGUUUAUUAUGGAUAAUACCACCUUUGUGGGCUGUGGAAGAUGUGUUGAUGGACUCAACAACAGCGACAGCAGAGCUGGGCUGGACAAUAUACCCAUCAUUAGGGUGGGAGGAGGUGAGCGGCUACGACGAGAACAUGAACACCAUCCGCACCUACCAGGUGUGCAACGUCUUCGACACCAACCAGAACAACUGGGUACGCACCAAGUACAUCCGCCGGCGCGGCGCCCAGCGCAUCCACGUUGAGAUAAAGUUCUCUGUGCGCGACUGCAGCAGCAUCCCCAAUGUCCCGGGCUCCUGCAAGGAGACCUUCAACCUCUACUACUUUGAAUCGGACUCAGAUGUGGCCACCAAGGCCUACCCAGCCUGGAUGGAGAACCCGUGGGUUAAGGUGGACACCAUUGCGGCUGAUGAGAGCUUCUCGCAGGUGGACCUUGGCGGCCGAGUGAUGAAGAUCAACACUGAGGUGCGCAGCUUUGGCCCUGUGUCCCGCCAUGGCUUCUACCUGGCCUUCCAGGACUAUGGUGCUUGCAUGUCCCUCAUCGCUGUGCGUGUCUACUACCGCAAGUGUCCCCGCGCUGUGCGUAACGGCGCCGUCUUCCCAGAGACCCUGUCCGGGGCCGAGAGCACCUCCUUGGUGGCGGCCAGGGGCACCUGUGUGCCGAACGCAGAGGAGGUGGAUGUGCCCAUUAAACUGUACUGUAACGGAGACGGCGAGUGGUUGGUCCCCAUUGGCCGCUGCAUGUGCAAGGCGGGCCACGAGGCUGUGGAGAAUGGCACCGUCUGCAAGGCGUGCUCCUCGGGAUUCUUCAAAGCGUCCCAGGGAGACCAGCAGUGCCUGCAGUGCCCCAUCAACAGCCGCACCACCACCGAGGGGGCCACCAACUGCGUCUGCCGGAACAGCUACUACCGCACUGACUCGGACCCCGUCCAGAUGCCCUGCACAACUGUGCCGGCCGCCCCCCAGUGGGUGAUCUCCAGUGUGAACGAGACAUCGCUGCGGCUGGACUGGGGAGCACCGCGUGAGAGCGGUGGCCGCGAGGACGUCGUCUACAAUGUCAUCUGCAAAAGCUGCGGUUCAGGCCGCGGGGCCUGCACCCGCUGCGGCGACAACGUGCAGUUCUUGCCGCGCCAGCUGGGCCUUGCCGAGCCCCGAGUGCACGUCAGCAACCUGCUCGCUCACACGCAGUACACCUUCGAGAUCCAGGCGGUGAACGGCGUCUCCGACCAGAGCCCCUACUCGCCCCAGUUUGCCUCGGUGAACAUCACCACUAACCAGGCCGCUCCAUCAGUGGUGUCCAUCAUGCAUCAGGUGAGCAGGACAGUAGACAGCGUCACACUGUCCUGGUCACAGCCAGACCAGCCCAAUGGAGUCAUUCUAGACUAUGAGCUGCAGUACUAUGAAAAGAACAUGGCAGAGCUGAAUGCUUCUGUACUGAGGAGCCAGACUAACACUGUGGUGGUUCGGUCACUGAAGCCAGGGGCUAUCUACGUGUUCCAGGUACGAGCACGCACUGUGGCUGGCUUCGGACGCUUCAGUGGAAAAAUGUACUUCCAGACCAUGACCGAAGAGGAGUAUAACUCCAGCCUUCAGGAAAAACUGCCUCUCAUCGUCGGCUCGGCUGCUGCAGGUGUUGUUUUUCUCAUUGCGGUCAUCGUGCUCGUAUUCGUAUGCAACCGGAGAGGCAGCGACAGGACAGAGUCAGAGUACACAGACAAGCUGCAGCACUACACCAGCGGCCACAUGUCACCUGGUAUGAAGAUCUACAUAGAUCCUUUCACUUAUGAAGACCCCAACGAAGCAGUGCGUGAGUUCGCUAAAGAGAUCGACAUGUCCUGUGUGAAGAUCGAACAAGUCAUCGGCGCGGGUGAGUUCGGGGAGGUGUGCAGUGGAAGCCUGCGUCUUCCUGGGAAGAGAGAGAUCCUGGUGGCCAUUAAGACGCUGAAGUCAGGCUACACGGAGAAGCAGAGGCGGGACUUCCUGAGCGAGGCCAGCAUCAUGGGCCAGUUUGACCAGCCCAACAUUAUCCACCUGGAGGGGGUGGUGACAAAGAGCAGCCCUGUCAUGAUCAUCACUGAGUUCAUGGAGAACGGCUCGCUGGACUCCUUCCUCAGGCAAAACGACGGGCAGUUCACUGUGAUCCAGCUGGUGGGAAUGCUACGUGGCAUCGCCUCAGGGAUGAAAUACCUGGGUGACAUGAACUACGUGCACCGUGACCUGGCCGCCCGCAACAUCCUGGUCAACAGCAACCUGGUGUGCAAGGUGUCCGACUUCGGGCUCUCCCGCUUCCUGGAGGACGAUGCUUCAGAUCCGACCUACACCAGUGCCCUGGGGGGGAAGAUUCCCAUCCGAUGGACUGCCCCAGAGGCCAUCCAGUACAGGAAGUUCACCUCUUCCAGUGAUGUGUGGAGCUAUGGCAUCGUCAUGUGGGAGGUCAUGUCCUAUGGAGAGAGGCCGUACUGGGACAUGAGCAAUCAAGAUGUGAUCAAUGCCAUAGAGCAGGAUUACAGGUUACCUCCUCCUAUGGAUUGUCCAAAUGCGCUACACCAGCUAAUGCUAGAUUGCUGGCAGAAGGACCGGAACAACCGGCCUAAAUUUGGCCAGAUUGUGAACACCUUGGAUAAAAUGAUCCGAAACCCCAACAGCCUAAAGGCCACCACCCCGCUCUCUUCAGGCAUGCACCUACCUCUCUUGGACCGCAGCACACCAGACUUCUCCAGCUUUGGCAGCGUGGCUGAGUGGCUGGAUGCUAUCAAAAUGGGCCAGUAUAAAGAGAACUUUGCCAGCGAGGAUUUCAGCACCUUCGAUGCUGUUUCCCAAAUGACUCUCGAUGACAUCCUAAGAGUGGGUGUCACACUAGCUGGCCACCAGAAGAAGAUCCUCAACAGUGUGCAGGUGAUGCGAGUGCAGAUGAACCAUGUCCAGUCGGUGGAGGUCUGACCCUCAGGACUGGAGGCCAGAGACGGACGGCACGUGCUCGGGCUCCCCGGGCUGCUCUUCCCCUCGGACCGACUCCCUCCUCCGCCAGCCCCAGCUCCAGAGCUCAGCGGUAGCCUGUCCCCACUGGGGAAGGUCCCUGCUGGGGAAGGGCCCUGUGAGGCAGGGCCCCCACUGGGGGGGACUCCCACGCACCACUGCCCCUGAACCCACCAGCACGCAGCAGGUGGGAUGCUGCUGGCCCGUGUCCUGCUGACAUUGCGGUGUCGACCACUGGACCCUUUUCACUCUCAUGUACUGUGGUACGUUGAUGACGAUGGUGAUGAUUAUAAUGACAACAGUAUAAAGGAGCCAAGGUAAAACAGCUUUGUCCUUAUUAUGAUCAUCACCAUUAGCAUUGUUAGUUUUGAUCCAUAACUUGAGAAAUCUGUAUUGAUAGAUUGCAAGGCUACCCUUUAAAAGGGCAAUAGGUAAAAUCCAAUUAGCUCUGUCUUCUGAAGCUGUGUGUGAGUCUUCUGCUAAGAGCUUUGUUCGUGUUGAGAAAAGUGCAUACAGCAGCACAAUAGAGUGUGGAGGGAAUGAUGUGGGUUUGAUUUGGAGUCUAAAAUGGAUUGUGGGCUAAUGGAAAAAAAAAAAGCCUCUUCUGUUGCUGCCAUAUGGUAAGGAAGGAAUCCAUGUGGCAGCCCAUUCCUAAGAGGACCCUUGUAGAAUUCAUGCUGUUUAAAAAUUUGUGAUGAACAGAGACUUGGAACAUUAUUUUUAAUGAAUAUUGUGGUGAUUUUUUUUUUCAUGCUUUUGGUAUAUAUUUAUUUAUUUUGUACAUUUCGACAUGAACCGUGCAGUCGUUAUUUCCUGACAGCCUUCCACACACUCUCGUGUAAUGCGUAUAUAUCAAAGGCACUCCACUUCCUGACUUCACCACUGUCCUGACUUGCCGUUCCAGUGCAACUGGAGCGGGCUGCGUGGGUGUGGUCGCGAACGGCCAUCGCUUCCGCUCCCGAUGUUCGUACAGUAUGCACGCCUUGGUGACAAAGUAAAUGUUGACAUGACUUUGGAAUGAGAUGUCAUGUUUUAAGAGCCUUGACUGUUCUUUUCACUCCCCCCGCCCCCCUCUUCUAGCUGUGUAUAUAGUACGUUUCCACUGCACAUGGAAUAGUGGCGUGUAUUGAACGGUGCAGUCAGGUGUGUGCUGUUGGCAUACACUGGCAGCUGGUGGACUCUGAGCAGUACUAGCCUCAAGAGGGCUGACCUAAAGACACUUCACAGGACACUUUGUUCAGUCUACGUUUUUAUAUAUGUUGUUUAUAAUUGUUGUUUAUAACUCAUUAAACAUUGUGAUUUUUAAUAUAACGUACAUUAUCCAGUAUAGUAUAAAGCAGUUGAUGCAUUUUUAGGAGUGUUUGGCAGUAUUUAUGCCAUGUAUUAACAUGACAGUCAUAAUUAUUUGAAAACCGUCCUCAUCCAAGCUUCCAAGAGUUUUUUUUAAUAGAUUUAACUUUUGAUUAGUCUUAAUUCCAAUCCUUCCAUCUUGAUUUUCCAUCUUGAUUCUGCUUUUAUGUCUGACUGUGGUUGAAUAUCACUGUGGAAUUGAAUGGAACAACUGGGCUGUUUCCUGCAUCACACACAGCGACAGACAGAGGGUAUCUUGAUUCACUGUAGUAAGUCCCACUCCUUACAUCUCUAGGGGACUUUGUUGAGCUAGAACACUGGCCGGAGGAAUUUUUUUAAACGCACACCUCCUUCCCUGAGAUAGGUGUGGCCAUUCAUCCAAGCAGUAUCAAUGUGAUCACCUGAAAUUCAGUGCUAUCUUUUAAGCUGUUGAAGAGGUACAUGUUUUUCCACAAAACUCCUGUAAAGUACUCCGCUCUGUAAAUGUCUUCUUUUUUUUUCUCUACUACAUGCAGUGUGGAUUUAGGAAAAAUUUAAAGACAGAUGUUCUAAACACUGCAAAUUACUAACCCAAAUGUAUUCAUUGCAUUUACACUGUGACAAUCAUGUCCUGAAUGUGCUUCCUUUCACAUAGUAAGCCAGUCUUCCACUCCUGACCAACUCUCAAGCAUAUAUGUUUUGCUUUCUUUCCUUGGUUACAGAGUUCAUUACAAGGAUGUGCAUAUUGUUUUGCCAUACCUUUUUGAUCUUCCCAAAGGACAGUUAUACUGUCAGAGAAUGUGGAAUGUGUGUAUGUGGUCUGUGAGCAUGUGGUCUGUGUAGCAUGUGAAAGUGGUCUGUGAGAAUGUGGCAUGUGAGCGUGUGGUCUGUGAGCGUGUGGUCUGUGUAGCAUGUGAGAGUGGUCUGAGAAUGUGGCAUGUGAGAGUGUGGUGUUUGAGAGUGUGGUGUUUGAGAGUGUGGUCUGUGAGUGUGCGGUCUGUGAGCAUCUCUCAUGUCCAUGCCUUUUUUCCAAGCCAAGCCCAUUGGUUUCACCUUGCACCUUGGAUUAUUGAUGAAUGACAAGUAGGUCAGUCAAAGAACUGAAAAAGUGAGUGCGAUCAAUGCUGGUUGUUAUAAGGCCAGCUGUCCUGUGAUGUACUGCUUAUUUAAGAGGAUGUUUAUUGCACUUUUACCUGCAGAAUGAGUUGACUAAAAGAAUUACAUUUUGCCAAGAUGGGUGCUGUUGUAAUUAGGAGAACACACUUUCUGUACCCUCGAGAAUGGAACAAAAGUAGAAAACUAAUGAGGAUUCAGUCUCAAAAAAUGUGUGAAGCUUUUCUCCCACUAGACAACAACUAUGGCUACUCACUCCGAAUUCCUUUGUCCUUUUUUUAAAAUGAGAAUGGGUCAUUAUGUAAAGAGGGACAUUUGGUGCCCCAGAGUCUGUGGCCAUGGUUAUAUAUGGAUAUACAAAGCUUUCAGGUUGAUGCUAUCA
Molecule: messenger RNA, 5890 nt
Organism: Electrophorus electricus (electric eel)
Lineage: Eukaryota; Metazoa; Chordata; Actinopteri; Gymnotiformes; Gymnotidae
Gene: ephb2a
Product: eph receptor B2a
Biological process (GO): axon guidance; protein phosphorylation; ephrin receptor signaling pathway
Cellular component (GO): plasma membrane; dendrite
Molecular function (GO): protein binding; ATP binding; transmembrane-ephrin receptor activity
Source: RefSeq, a predicted model, not a curated record